Messenger RNA from Oncorhynchus masou masou (cherry salmon), 1270 nucleotides. RefSeq names its product ras-related protein Rab-31-like. Gene Ontology annotation, molecular function: GTP binding; GTPase activity. The record is from RefSeq and is a predicted model, not a curated record. NCBI's taxonomy places the organism in Eukaryota, Metazoa, Chordata, Actinopteri, Salmoniformes, Salmonidae. Gene Ontology annotation, biological process: vesicle-mediated transport. The transcript is spliced from 7 exons. The coding region runs from base 146 to 724 and encodes 192 amino acids.
UUUAGAAAGAUGGCCAGUCGUCCUGCUUAGGGGCUGAAGUUCGUUCUCUUAUCUAAAGACAAAAUACGUUGUAAGCAAACGUGGAGAGACAAAGGCGUUGAAAAGAAACGGAAGAAGUAUGCCUAGAUUGCUAUAACUCUUUAAAAUGGCCAUACGGGAAUUAAAAGUGUGUCUUCUGGGAGAUACAGGAGUGGGCAAGUCUAGUAUUGUAUGUCGUUUUGUACAAGACCAUUUCGACCACAACGUCAGUCCAACGAUAGGGGCAUCGUUUUUAACCAAGACGGUCCCGUGUGGACACGAACUACACAAGUUCCUCAUCUGGGACACAGCGGGACAGGAAAGGUUCCACUCGCUGGCUCCCAUGUACUACCGAGGCUCUGCCGCCGCUGUCAUUGUCUAUGACAUCACCAAACUGGACUCUUUCCAGACACUGAAGAAAUGGGUGAAGGAGUUGAAGGAGCACGGUCCUGAGGACAUCAUUGUAGCCUUGGCAGGGAACAAGAAAGAUUUGGGGGACAUCAGGGAAGUUCCUAUGAAGGAAGCUAAGGACUUUGCUGAGUCUAUUGCAGCAAUCUUCAUGGAGACCAGCGCCAGAAACGCUGUCAAUGUGGAGGAGCUCUUUCAGAAGAUCAGUAAACAGAUUCCGCCUCUGGAGAAUCCAGACGUUGACAGCAACGAGUCCUUCAAGAUAACCCGGCAUCCUUCUAACAAACUCUGCUGCUAGUAAGACUACUGCUGAGUCCCAAAUAGACCCCGAGCACCCUACCCUCGCCUAGACCAUAGCACCCUACCCCCCCCCCAACACAGAGUCACUGCUCUCGAUUGGACAGGUGAAUGAUCCACCGAUCUAGCUUAUCUGACAUCUUGGAUCUACAUGAAAGUGAGUAAGGAGUCGGUUCAGAAUUCAGCAUCAGAUUUGCCAGUGAGAUUAUCACUGUCCUUGGUUACACACACACACACAGCUGCAUGGGAUCACAGGGUCCACAAUGCAACAUUGUAAUACACUGCUGCGUGGAUUCAACUACUCAUUGUCCACGUCCACACAGUCCACCAUGCAUAUACAGUGCAUUGGUCUCAGGGGAGAGGAGGAGGACAACAUGGCUUUGGCUCGUGAUAGAUCAGACCCUCUCACCUGUAGCAUAGUAACGAGCAUUCCAGGACCAGAAACCACCCCUAUAACCCAUAGAAAGAUGCAGUAACCCAUAGAAAGAUGCAGUAACCCAUAGAAAGAUGCAGUAACCCAUAGAAAGAUGCAGUAACCCAUAGAAAG